Messenger RNA from Suillus clintonianus, 3296 nucleotides. RefSeq names its product ARM repeat-containing protein. NCBI's taxonomy places the organism in Eukaryota, Fungi, Basidiomycota, Agaricomycetes, Boletales, Suillaceae. Gene Ontology annotation, biological process: protein import into nucleus. The coding region runs from base 52 to 3147 and encodes 1031 amino acids. The record is from RefSeq and is a predicted model, not a curated record. The transcript is spliced from 21 exons. Gene Ontology annotation, molecular function: small GTPase binding. Gene Ontology annotation, cellular component: nuclear envelope; cytosol.
CCGCGUUCUUCUUGGGGAUCCGAUCCUUUGUCGAUAGCAACUUGAAGGAACAUGGCCAAACCAUCCAAGCUUGGGCCCGUCACAAAAGUCGUCGACCCUCAAGAGCUGUAUCAAGUCAUCGCUCAAGCGUCAUCUCAAAACCCUGCCGAAGUCCACACGUCGAGUAAACGCGUCGAGGAAUUAUUGGACUACUUUGGGACUUUCGAUGGUUUGCAUGAGAUCGCCGCCACCCGUUCAGUACCGCUGCCUGUGAGGAAGCAGAGUAUUAUCCAAUUCAAAAACAGGGCGUUGAACAACUGGAGAUCACGGAAACUUUUAUCAGACGAGCAACGAGUCAGGAUCCGGUCACGAUGCAUGACCUUUUUUGACGAGGAAGACGAUACGAUUGCGGAGUGCAAUGAAGUAAUCGUCGCCAAAAUUGCUCGCCAAGAUUACCCUGUGAACUGGCCUUCGCUGCUAGCCGACAUCAUGGACGUCAUUCGCACAAAUCUUGAAGUGCUCUGCAAUUCUCCCAGCAGCGACCCUCGGUCAACUCUUGCCCUUCGCAGGGGCCUUGCGCUUCUUAACAGCAUCCUCAAGGAGUUCAGCGGCUUCAAGCUGCCGGCCGGCGUGAACACGAUGACCAAUAUCGUCGAUCAACUGCAUGAAGUGAUGUUUGUUUACUACUCCAAAUUGUCGUCGAUGAUUUCCGCACUCGUGCCGCUAUCGCUUAGUGAUCAGCGCACUGCUGACAAUCUUAUCGUGGCUCAUUUCAUCUACAAGUGUCUCGUCAAGAUGGCUUUGUGGCUCUGGUCCAAACUCAUUCAGUCGGCAAAAGGCGGGCUGGCAAAACUCGAGCCUUGGUUUUUGCAACUUUUCCAGAGUUCAACCGGACAAUUGAAGAUACUGUCUGAACUUCGAAUCAACCUCGUCCUUGCCUUGGGAGCUUCUGGAGCAUCGAACCGUCUCACGCUUUUGUCCGUUGACAGACUGACCCGUCAUGUCCGCGUUUUUGGGAAAUUUUUCCGCAGACUACAACAACUUAAACCCGAGAAAUUUGUUGACCUUCCAACAGGUAAUGAAAUCGUCCUGUACUAUUGGGAUAGAGUUGUGCAAGCCACCAAUGGACCGCCGGAGCUAAUUCAAGACACUCCAAUGGCGGUUUUCCCGGUGCGUUUUCUCCUCCAGGGCAUGGUCCUUUUCAAGGAAAAUCUCUCGAGAUGGACACCGUUUCGCAAAGAUGGCAUAAAAACCGAGACUACUCUUUCGCAAGAGUUUGUCGAGGAUGCCGUCCGGCUUCUCGUGACGCGCUUCAUCCCCUUGAACCCGACAGAUCUCAAGGGCUGGAUGUCUGAUCCAGAAGAGUGGGUCAAUAUAGAAGACAAAGAAAACGAUCAAUGGGAGUAUGAAUUGCGACCAUGUGGUGAACGCGUCUUGAUGACCCUUUCAUCGCAAUACAAGGUUUAUGUCACGCCACUACUUGAGACAACCUUCAAGCAGAUAAUUGCGCAACCAACGGUUGAUUUGGCAAGUGUCAUACAAAAGGAAGCCCUGUACUGUGCCAUCGGACGUUGUGCGACUCGCCUACGAGAAGUAAUUCCUUUCAGUCAAUGGUUGCAACAUAAUCUCGUCGCAGAAGCAAGGGAGACGAACCAAAACUAUCCCAUAAUUAAGCGUCGUAUAGCGUGGCUUAUUGGAAGAUGGAUUAGCGACAUGUGUUCACCAGCCAAUGAUCCGAAUGUUUGGGACGUUCUCAUCCACUUGCUGCGAGACAGAGGUCCCGGCACGGAUUCUGUCGUUCGUCUGACUGCCGCCACAGCCUUGCGGGAGUGCGUCGAUACUGUCGAUUUUGACAUCGAUGUCUUCAUACCUUACUUGCCUACCGCAGUCACAGAACUUGUGAAGCUCAUGGGUGAGGCGGACACAAUGGAAGUGAAACAGCGUUUAGCCAAGAGUCUCAACGUGAUGAUCGAACGCGCGGGUCCUCGAAUUACGCCGCACGCACAAAUGAUUUCGGAAGGCAUCCCUCAGUUGUGGACCGCUGCGGGCGAUGAGUGGUUAUUCAAAGCUCAACUCUUGGUUGUCGUGACAAGUCUUGUCUCGGCGAUGAAGGAGCAUUCGUCUCUAAACCGCCUUAUCGUCCCCCUUGUUCAAGACGGUCUUUCCCCAGGGGUUGCCAUCAAUCUCGAUGAAGACGCGCUUAAUCUCUGGCUGGCUGCCGUUCGCAACUCGUCAUCGUUGGGCUGUGUUGGUGGACCCGAUCUCAUCGACCUGGUCCCUCUAGCAGUCUCUUUGUUAUCAGACAAUCUAGAUUUGCUUGGCAAGAUAGUGUCUAUAGUCGAGUCGUAUUUAUUUGUCGACGCUCCUGCCGUCUUGCAGGGUUUUGCCACCCCGCUAAUGAAUGCUUUUGUGAAAGCGCUCACAGGCCAGGCCAUAUUGACCAAUCAGAAGGACAUACUAAUUUGUCUCCAAUUCCUAACUCAAUUGGCGCCGGCUGCGCUUUGGGGCGAAGCCAUGCAUGUUGCUGGUUUGUUUAGCCACAUUGUUAAGAUUCUGAAUGACGACGAGAGCUCGACAAUUCUGCUCGCCGAAUGCAUAUAUCUCCUUGCGAGGAUUGCUCUGGCAGACAGACAGAUGUUCUUGCAGCUUGUAUUGGCAACAGCGCAGACCACGAAUCUCCCUGAAGCUAAAAUCUGGGAAGCAUUGCUGGACCAUUGGUGGCGGCAGUUCGACCAUAUGUCAGAGCCUCGCCAUCGCAAACUAGCUGCUCUCGGCAUCGCGUCUCUCGUAUCAACCGGUCGUCCUGAAGUGCUUGAUCGCUUACAUCACGAGACUUUCAACCUCUGGACAGACGUAUUCUUCGAGGUCAAAGAGAGCAGGAACUUAGCUGAAAAUGAGGAUGCCGGCCCCUUGACACUUCAUUGGGACCUCGAUCAGGUACCGCAGUCAUACUAUGCAGAUUCUGAGAACACCGUCGAGUUUGAUCGCCGGAAAAUGUUCCUGGACAAUGAUCCUGUUCGCACUACUCAGCUCACUAAUUAUGUGGCUGCAGCAUUACAGGAAGCCGAGCGGACCUGCGGCGGCGCUCAUAUAUUCAAUCAGUAUAUCAGCAAGACAGAUCCCACCCUGCUCAAACAACUUCAGAAUGAACUUCAGGGAGGGUACUAGUAGACGUAGGGAUCAAGGAUCGAGAGGGGACAUCACAUUGCUAGUUGUACAAUAAAAAUGGAUGCUUCAUGCUUUCGCGUCGGCUUAUUAUAAUAUCGUAAUUUCUUAAUAAAAUUAGGGAUGGCGAUGAAUCUAAGUGCAUUUUGCAG